Messenger RNA from Rhizopus microsporus ATCC 52813, 930 nucleotides. RefSeq lists its product as uncharacterized. Lineage: Eukaryota; Fungi; Mucoromycota; Mucoromycetes; Mucorales; Rhizopodaceae. The record is from RefSeq and is a predicted model, not a curated record. Gene Ontology annotation, cellular component: nuclear origin of replication recognition complex. The transcript is spliced from 3 exons. Gene Ontology annotation, biological process: DNA replication; DNA replication initiation. The coding region runs from base 73 to 882 and encodes 269 amino acids.
CACGAAUUUUGUUGCUAUUAUUAUCCCCCUUUUUAAUACAUUUACAAGCCACCUGGUCUCUCUUUUUUUUCUAUGUCUGUUAAUCUAAGAGCAUGCCUCAAAAGGUUUCAUUUACAAGACGAAAGAAAAGUGCAGAAUCGCGCUGAAGAAUUCCUUGGUAAAUUCCAUCCUUUAGGUAACAUCAUAUUUGAUAAAGGAGGACCCAACUGUAAAGUGGUUAUUGCCAUUCAACUCGCAUGUGAAAGUCUUCAAAUCACUGAUUGGGACAUAAAGAUUGCUGCUGCCAUUGCAGGUUGUUCUCUGAGUACAUAUGAAUCUGUAUUAAGUACAGUCCGAAAAGCACUCGACAUUCAGCCGUCUGUGUCGUUCAAGACACUUGCUGUAGCAUUGGGAUCUACAGGCCUAGUAUCUCUAGCUCAAGAACUCUGGACUGAUUUUGUACCUCGAUACUUGGAUGUCUACACUGGUGCAAGAAGACAGGCUGCUGAAAAGGAAGUAAAAUCACCUUGCUGGAAAGGUGCUGUUAUGUUUUCGUGUGCUAAAGCAUUUGGUGAAAGGUUAAAAAAAGACGACUUGCGUCAACUCUGUGGCUGUACAGCCAUGGAACUUAAUUUGGCCAUCAAAUCUGUAGAUUCAUUCUGUGCUCAGAAACUAACAGAAUUCAAGAAACGACCUAAUGCGCUCAAGAGAGCAGCUCCACAAGACAAAAAUGAAGAGAAAGCAGAUGAAGAAAGGACUGUAAAGAAAAUGGUCAUAGUUCCUGUCUCGGGUAUCAGUUCAAUGAUCGAUCACCGUGAUUAUAAAGCAACCAAGCGAUAUAAGGAUUACAUGGCAUGGCACACAAGUAUGGUUCAGCAGUUAAAAGAACAGAAAGCAAAGUAAAUAUACCCCCUUCCUUUUUAUUGACCAUUUAAAUAAAAUAUCACAAGU